Molecule: messenger RNA, 1044 nt
Organism: Symbiodinium sp. CCMP2592
Lineage: Eukaryota; Dinophyceae; Suessiales; Symbiodiniaceae
Source: the annotation of a GenBank genome assembly
AUGGCCAGCAAAGAGGGGCCAGAGAGGUUUUACCACCGUGUCCUCGAGGAUGAGACGCUGCAAGACAUCCUCGUGAGGGCUGCAAACAGAGAGAAGCCGGGGACGCCCAGCAAGGGUGGUCAGUUCACGCGAGAGCAGCGACAAUGGGCGAGGAGCCUGGUAAAGAGGAAGCUCUGGCGCCAUGUUCGAGACGAAGACAAAGUGCUUCUACAAGGAGACGGCCGGCCUGGCUUAAGCUAUCUGAGCGAGGCGUUGCGCAGUGUCGUGGGUGAGACGGCUGCAGCGAACGUGGCCGUGGACUCCUCGGCAGCGACAGGGGCAAGUGCAGACCAGCUUGGACAUGUCCGAAGAUCGACCGCGGAAGCUGCAGCGAGCAGCUCCUCUUCUCGCAGGACAGACACUGGCAAAGCCAAGUCGGCAGCAAGUGCGAAAGCAAAGAGUGGAGUGCCAAUUGUGGAGGCAUUAGAUUUGAAAGCUUUGGCAGCCGCCAAAAAGAUGGCAGCCAGUGCUGUAGGCCAGAAGCUAAAAGCUUUGGCGGACCAGGCAUUGACUCUUUGUGUCACGAAGGAGGAUGCUGAGGCAGUCGCUCGAGACUUACUGAAGCGUUUGGACUUGGCAUUCCCGGGUGUAGCUCAGCAAGUACAGACAGCGCAGACUGACUGCAAGUGUCGGCCUCUUCUAGAAGCACUGGGGAGCAUGCGCAAGAGCUGGCGCCACAACAACGAGCCUGUUUGUCGUGCUUUGGACCGUUGUGUGCGCGUGGCCGGCUUUGGCAAGAGACGUAUGCAGCAGCUUGGGUACAUGGCAACAGUUGGUGCGGCCGGGAGAGCUUUGAAGCGCUCGCUGCAAAGAUGGCAUUUUCGCAAAGGAGGCAGGCCGUCCAAAGUUCACAACCCCUUUUGGAUCAAGGAGGUGAAGACGGCCCUUGACACAGUUUCGACCGCAAGCAGCUGGACAUGCUUGGGCCCCGACAAGAAAACUCGUCGACAGGUGAGGAGUUUGGUGACGAAGCCGACCACCAUCCUUAGGCACGGAGUCUAUUGA